Molecule: messenger RNA, 210 nt
Organism: Strongylus vulgaris
Lineage: Eukaryota; Metazoa; Nematoda; Chromadorea; Rhabditida; Strongylidae
Source: the annotation of a GenBank genome assembly
AUGAUUGGUGUUUGUGUUACAGUCAUACGUGGAGUUUCUGAAGCUAUACGCAUUGUUAUGAAACUUGUUGGUUGCCUUCUUGUGAAGCCACCAAAUGUUGUAGUUGGUGGUCUUGUGAAUAUUGAGGUUGUAGUUGGCGCUGUUGUGGUUUGCAGAGAAAAUCCUUGGUGCACCGUUGGUCUGGAUUGGAAUCCAUCUAAAAGUUGUUAG